UCUGAAUCCACCAUCCAAGCCACUAUUUAUGUGUCUACACAAGAUAAAUUGUUUCUUGGAAGAAGUGACGGUUCAAUAAUGACUAUGAGUGCUUGUCAAGUAAUAAUGGUUGCUUUAUUGGAUGGUUACAAUAACGAAUCCACCCCAUUCAAAAUUCUUCAAAAUGGUCAUUCUAGUUCUGUGACAUGUUUUCUCUAUCCUUUUGCUGAAAGCAAUAGAUAUAAUCCAAAUCUAUUACUUUCUGGUAGUGCUGAUUUUUCUGUUAUUGUUUGGAAUGUAACAACUGAUGAGAGGCUUCAUCGUUUUUCUUCACAAGGAGGAACUAUUACUCAAUUGCUUGUUCCGCCAGUUAAUUCCAAUGUGAGAUUUUUUAAUUUUGUCCGCAAAAUUUUUUCCGCAAAAUUUAUCAACUCUAUAAUAAAAAACGAAAAUUGUUUAAAAUUUAAAAAUUUAAACACCCAUAAAAAUUGUUUACUAAAGAAUAUUUUCUUUUAAAUCCCCCUAGAAUUUCUUCCAAAAUUUCCUAAAAUAUUUAAUGCCCUCCCCUAGGUCGACGUCCUCUUCGACCUCCUCUACCAGCUUCACCUUGACCUCCUCCCUGGCCACUACUAUGCCCUUCAUGUUGACUACUUCGACUAGUAUGUUGCUGCUGUCCUCCAUGUUUUAUACCUCUAAGUUGAUUGUAGUUUGUUGAACAAACGUUGUAAAUCUAUUUUUUAUUAUAAAAAUUGGUUAAUGUUUUUGAUUUUUUGAAUAUUUUUUUUCUCAAUAAGUUAUGUAUCUCUCGAGCAAAAAACCUUUCUUUUAAACUGAGAGCGAUUUCUAUCUAUUGUUUAAAUAAGAAUACGACAUUUUCAAAUUGUCUGGUGCGGUAUCUAAUGUUUCUCUUGAAAAUUGAUCCGAGCAAGAUU
Molecule: messenger RNA, 911 nt
Organism: Meloidogyne enterolobii
Lineage: Eukaryota; Metazoa; Nematoda; Chromadorea; Rhabditida; Meloidogynidae
Source: the annotation of a GenBank genome assembly